Molecule: messenger RNA, 1396 nt
Organism: Guyanagaster necrorhizus
Lineage: Eukaryota; Fungi; Basidiomycota; Agaricomycetes; Agaricales; Physalacriaceae
Product: glycoside hydrolase
Exons: 13
Coding region: 224-1324 (366 amino acids)
Biological process (GO): glucan catabolic process
Molecular function (GO): hydrolase activity, hydrolyzing O-glycosyl compounds
Source: RefSeq, a predicted model, not a curated record
CCGGCUUUCGAUACAAUUUUCCGCGAGAUCGACGAUUAUAUCAGUUGUGUUUCCGAAGCCACUAUUUCUGCACGGUGUUUCCGACAUGCCCUUCAUGUGACAACUAACCGGGAAACAUCUCGGUAGUUUGACGGGUAGUCGCUUCUUUCCCAUUUCUCAUCUGCAGUCGAGGAUACUAUUUAAUCGCUAGGGAGCGAUUGCUCUCUCCGACCCAGUCUUCACCAUGAAUUGCUUGUCUGCUUUCGUUUUCGUCGCCGUUCUCUUUUCUUCUUGCCAUGCGGCCAUUUUGCCUUCUUGCACUUCCAAUGAGACUGUCUCCUCCUCUGCUGGGACGUGUAGCGGAGACUUGGCUAAGUUCGAAUACUUUGGUGUUAAUGAAUCUGGUGCUGAAUUCGGUUCUGAUAAUAUACCUGGAGUUUUGGGGACCGAUUACAUUUUCCCAUCAGAGAGUUCAAUCGAUUACUUCGUUGAUCUCGGCUUCAACUUCUUCCGCCUUCCUUUUCUGCUGGAGCGGCUUGCUCCUCCUGCCACCGGAAUAACAGGCGCCUUCGAUGAUGACUACCUCGGCCUGAUUAAAUCAACUGUGGAAUAUGUCACCGGAAAAGGGGCAUACAUCGCCAUAGACCCACACAACUACCUGAUUUACAAUGGAGCUACAUUGACCAGCACCUCGGAUUUCCAGACGUUCUGGACUAACCUCGCAAAUGAAUUCGUUGACAACGAACAUGUUAUCUUUGACAUCAUGAAUGAGCCUUAUACUGUUAACGCCUCCGUCGUAUUCAACAUGAACCAAGCCGCUAUCGACGGUAUCAGGUCUACUGGCGCUACCCAGCUCAUUCUUGCUGAAGGAACAUCUUGGACUGGAGCCUGGACAUGGACGACCUCUGGCAACUCGGACUAUUUUGGUAACAUUAAGGAUUCUGCUAACAACACCGCUAUCGAGAUGCACCAGUACCUCGAUUCCGAUGGUUCGGGCACCUCCGCAACCUGUGUUUCUUCCACUAUCGGUGCGGAGCGCUUGGCAGCCGCGACUGCUUGGUUGGAAGAGACAGGCCUCAAAGGCUUCUUGGGUGAAAUAGGAGCUGGAUCUAACGACGUUUGGUUUGCUUUCACCCAAUGCUCUCACGAGUCGAGUGCUUACAACUUAUUCAGUAUGCAGGCUGUCUUUGGUGCCCUUUGCUCAAUGCAACAGUCCGGUGUCUGGAUCGGUGCCUCCUGGUGGGCCGCGGGUCCAUGGUGGGGAACCUACUUCCAAUCUAUCGAACCACCCAGUGGUGCCGCCAUUGCUGACAUCCUCCCUCAGUCUCUGGAGCCAUUCUUGUGAAAGGGUUUACCUCUGGAUUAACAUAGUUUACAUAAUAGCUACAGGAAGCAUUCAAAUUACAAUUGACCGAUC